AUGACUCAGCCGGAUUCUCUGGCUUACUCGCAGCAUCAGACCCAGCAGGUGUCAUCAAAUGCGGUAAAAGAUCCCACAAAGACGAAGAUCCAGGAGUGUAUCAAUAAAAAGCGCCUUGAAGCUGCACGGAUAUCGGGAUUCCCAGGACCAUCUGCAUCGAUGCCGUCUACGAUAGCGCCAUCGCAAGCGUCGUACUCGGAUUCAAAUUUUAGCCACCACUCUGGAAAUCAGAGAGUGAUGCCAGGUGACUACCAAAACCAGCAGCCUGGCCAAGGUACAUCUUUAUCUUUAUUCCAUACAUUCUGGGCGCCAUAA
Messenger RNA from Cylicostephanus goldi, 315 nucleotides. The record is from the annotation of a GenBank genome assembly. NCBI's taxonomy places the organism in Eukaryota, Metazoa, Nematoda, Chromadorea, Rhabditida, Strongylidae.